UGGAGAGAGAUGACGUCACGUCCCAGGAGGUGAUCCUGUCACAAGGCCACGCCUACAGCUGGCCGCCCGGCCAGUGAACGAGGGCGCUGGCGCAGUAAAUCCAGAACCGGGAAGCAGACGCCUGCGCAGACCGUCCGCUCCCCGCCGGGUCUCUGAAGGCUGCGCCAGCGCAGUUCGGAAAGACCGAGCAGAAAGUGCGCCUGCGCAGUCGUGGCCGAGGGGCCUGCGGCGGUAGCGGCGAUGGAAGCCGCUGAGCUCUUGGACGAGUUAGUGUCCGCCGAGGGCCGAAACCGGAAGGCGGUGCUGUGCCGACGUUGUGGCUCCCGCGUGCUGCAGCCAGGGACCGCUCUCUUCUCCCGCCGACAGCUUUUCCUUCCCUCCAUGAGAAAGAAGCCAGCUCUGGCCGAUGGCAGCAGUCCUGACGGCGAUCUCCUCCAGGAGCACUGGCUGGUUGAUAACAUGUUCAUCUUUGAGAACGUGGGCUUCACCAAGGACGUGGGCAACAUCAAGUUUCUGGUCUGCGCAGACUGUGAAACCGGACCAAUUGGGUGGCAUUGCCUAGAUGACAAGAACAGUUUCUAUGUGGCCCUGGAACGGGUUUCCCAUGAGUAACUGAGGGGAGGGGGCCUCAGCUCCAUCCCGACUAUAAAAGCUACUUCCCUCAAGAACUGGCAUUUAACCUGGUAUAACUGGUCUGCUGCGCCUCCUCUGUGCAGAUAGAAAUCAUGAGUAUGGGCUCGUCCAGGUGAACCUGAAGAGGGCUAAUCCUGUUUCCCCAGAGCCUCAGGUGCAGGCCUCUCACGUGGUGUGCUGUGCCACAUUACCCAGUCUGCGCUUUCCCCCAGGUUUAAGGCACUGGGGCACUCGCACAGAUCUGUUCUCAUCGCAGCAUUCUGCCUGGGCUCUCUUUUACCCGGGGGCUCUCUUGUUUCUUGCUCUGGAAGAGCUGUGUUCAGCUUCUAGCCACGAUGACACAUGAUAAAUGACGCUCCUGUGCCGAUAGUUAAAGUUCACCUUUUUCUCUCUCAAGAAAGCAUAUGCGUGUCCGAGAGUGACUUCAUUGUGUGGCUAAACUUUACAGUAAUUUAUUCUUUUUAAAGUAAUGCAUUUUAAAAAUUCAGUAUUUAAAACUAUUAUCAGAAACAUUACUUUGGACAUACCUCUAAUACCGUGUUUGAGAGCUUCUGCUCUAGGCUGAUAGUGACUUUUUACUGUGAAGAUGAACACGGCCCCUCUUCCCUUCAAAUCUGGAUACGGUUCUUUACAUUAGCUCCUCAUUGCUGUAGCCUGUAAGUUAAGAAUCAAAUUUGCAACCCUAUCUGGCAGCCACUCCACGGAAAACUCAGCUCUGGCUGUUAUCCCAGGAUCUCUGGAAUCAGGGCGGAGGGUGUGGAAUAUAGGAGGGAUUGGCCUUUGUCACCAUCUCCAUGAGUAUAUAGGUUUAUCUCGUCUGAACAAGUGACUCUUCCUUUGUUCUUAGGACAGGCUAAUGGAGAGUGUCAACAUUUGCUGAACCUACCGGGCAUGGUUCUCAGAGUCGAGGUUCAGCUGGAAUCUCUGUACCAGCCCAGAAUACAAACUUUCCAUCCAGAGGCCCCUAUUUCUAUAACUGUGGAGUUGCUUUAACAGCAAAUUUAAUUGUUCAAAAUGAUUUGCAAUUGUUGUCAUUUCUCUUCUGAAAUGACUCCCCAUCCUAAAAGGGAUCUGUAUAGCCAGGCGUCACAUAUCCUUCUGUCAUCCGUACCUCUAAGAUUCAGGAGACCUUAGAAGUCAAAGAAGGACUAAUAGAGACUUUCCACUCUGCAGUCUAUUCCUUUGCACCGUUUUCUGGUUGCUUCCUCCUUCCUUUUCCCUAGAACUUCCUCUAAGGGCUCCCCAGCAAAGGUGGAGCCUCGGGCAUGGUUUGGCAACCAGAAAGGUGGCUUCCUUCCCAGGUCGUAGCCUCACGAGCUCUAGUAGAAAACGAGAGAACUGUUUUCCAGGCAGACGGUCCAGUGUCCAUGAUUAUGGCAUUUGCAGAAAAGCAUCUGUGAGAAUUAUCCACUCAGGUCAGAAGGAACAAAACCAAGUAGAUGCCUCUGGGGGCAUAUGGCCCCUCCUCUCACAAGCCAAAACCUAGGCAAAGCAGUUUUUAAAUUAGGCUCUGACUUUGCUUUUUUUUUAAUCACAAAAAUAAUACACGUUCACUGAAAAUAAAUACAAAAAUGGGUAUAAAAUUGUUUUAAAUCAUAUUUCCACCCCCCAGAACUUGCCAAUGGUAAAGUGUAUAUCCUUCUCAAAGUUUUUUUAUGUGUAUACUUAAAUAUGGCCUUUUAAAGCAAAUAUGAGGUCAUACUGUACUCUUUUAUAACUUGCUUUUUCCAUUUAACAAAAUACUGACUUCCCAGGUCAAUAGAUAUCCAUCUAUGUACACUGCUGUUUUUAGUACUGUGUUGUAUUUCUGUACCAUAAUUUAUUUAAACAAUCCACUAUUAGAUUGUCUCCAGUUUCUUACAAUGUGAUAUAAUAUGCAACCUUACAAUUAAGUCUGUAUACAUGUUCUUAAUUAUUUCCUUGGCAUCCAUUAUUAAAAGUGAAAUUGCGGGGUA
Molecule: messenger RNA, 2588 nt
Organism: Manis javanica (Malayan pangolin)
Lineage: Eukaryota; Metazoa; Chordata; Mammalia; Pholidota; Manidae
Gene: RABIF
Product: RAB interacting factor
Biological process (GO): small GTPase-mediated signal transduction; post-Golgi vesicle-mediated transport
Cellular component (GO): membrane; cytosol
Molecular function (GO): zinc ion binding; guanyl-nucleotide exchange factor activity
Source: RefSeq, a predicted model, not a curated record